GAUAUACUGGACAAAGGCUGUUAAAAAUGGAGCUGCCAGGCCGGAGGAAGGCCUGCAGAGGGUUGGUGUGACAGGAGGAUGGUAGGUAAAGGAUGAAAUGGAUGCAGAUGAUGUGCUGUGGUGACCCCUGAAGGGAGCAGCCAAAAGAAGAAUUGAAAGAAGAAGGAGAAGUUAUUACUGCUGAUGAUGCCUUUAUUGACACUAUAUACAGCGAUACACUGAGACUGCAGGACCUCCUCAUAAUUAAGUAAACUUUUAAACCACCCUGGUAACUCUGGCUUAUCUGCCUCUGAGCUGUGGAGGAGUAGGAGUGUUCAUGGCACUGGAAGGCGGGUGUCGCUAAUCCUCGUUCACCUACUGGCUUACUGCUAUUACAUUUGAGUGUCCCUUUCCCUGUUUUCACACCUGUGCCUGUCAAUCAAGCAAAGAAGCGAGGUGCAGAGCGUGUACACAACCGCAGCAGCACAGCUCUACUAUCCCUCACCUCUGAGGUUAAGCACAACUGAAAAUCAGUGUUAUUUUUCAACCUUUGAAGCUGGAGCAGGCCUGUCUGAAGGCUUCACGAUGUCUUAUGAGCGGAUUCUGUGCAUUGAAAAUCUGAGCGAUGUUCCAAAUCCGUGGAAAGGAUUCACUAUGAACCGCUGUUUAGUGGCGGCACUGGUUGUGCUACUGGUGAGCUCAGGAGUUAACGAAGUGCAUGAUGCUCUGGACUAUUUUGUUGAAGAGACAGGUGUGUGGUCUUUCUUUGGAAGUCUGCAGAGUGCUUCAAUAACACAGGUUUCCAUAUGGGACAGCUUCACCCGGUGGUGGGGAUCUGAAGAAGUCGGAGCGAUAAGAAGGAGGAAGAAGCCAGUUGCUAAUAAAGCAAUCCUGAAACCUAAAAUCAAAGCAUAA
This is a messenger RNA of Pelmatolapia mariae (spotted tilapia), 894 nucleotides long. RefSeq lists its product as uncharacterized. Lineage: Eukaryota; Metazoa; Chordata; Actinopteri; Cichliformes; Cichlidae. The transcript has 6 exons. The record is from RefSeq and is a predicted model, not a curated record. Bases 565 to 894 code for a protein of 109 amino acids.